AAGUACCAAAUGAACUUGUCUGUUUGAGACUUUUUGAGCGAGGGUGAUGAUGAUGGCUUCGAGCUUCCACCGACUCGUCCUUCCUUGUCUCUUGGCCGUGGCCAUGUUGACGUGCACCGGCUCCGUGGAAGCCAGACGGGCGCACGUACUCCUGGCGUCCGCUGCGGCCCCGGCCGCUCAGCGGAAGCCCCAAACCAGCGCGGAGGACCAGUUCCUGACUGGCCACGACCAGGCCCGCGCUGCGGUCGGGGUGGGCCAGCUCCGGUGGAGCGCGAAGCUGGGCUCGGAAGCCAGCCGGGUGGUGGCGCAGCAGAAGGAGAAGGGGUGCGGCUUCGCGGACCUGGCGUCGAGCCCCUACGGGGCCAACCAGUUAUGGACGAGCUACCCGGUCAAGCCGGCGGAGGCUGUGCGGUCAUGGGUGGAGGAGGGGAAGUACUACAGCUACGCCAACAACUCGUGCGCGGCGGGGCACGAGUGCGGGACGUACACGCAGGUGGUGUGGAGGAAUACGGCGGAGGUGGGGUGCGCGCAGGCCAACUGCGUCGGGCAAGGGGCAACCCUCACGCUCUGCCUUUACAAUCCCCCUGGGAACAUACAGGGGCAGAAGCCUUACUAGGUCGAUCGGAUCUCUUCACGUUGUGUUCGAUCUUUGGUCGGAGAGAAGCAGAGUACUUGAGAGAUCACCAGAAAAUAAAGGCGCUGGCUUUGCAUUCGAUGUUCUUGGAAUGAACAUGAAGAAGAAAUAGCUAUCAUUUGUAUUCCGAUUCAGUUUCCAUAGCGUACUUCAUUUUGUUUCCAGGAUCAUUGACCACGUAAUAAAUUCUACGACGACUGGAAUCGUCUCGACUGCAUAA
Messenger RNA from Musa acuminata AAA Group (dessert banana), 854 nucleotides. Its product is annotated as STS14 protein-like. The record is from RefSeq and is a predicted model, not a curated record. NCBI's taxonomy places the organism in Eukaryota, Viridiplantae, Streptophyta, Magnoliopsida, Zingiberales, Musaceae. The transcript has a single exon. The coding region runs from base 47 to 616 and encodes 189 amino acids.